Calidris pugnax (ruff) is the source of this 2225-nucleotide messenger RNA. It is a transcript of the gene FRMD7, whose product is annotated as FERM domain containing 7. Gene Ontology annotation, molecular function: cytoskeletal protein binding; guanyl-nucleotide exchange factor activity. NCBI's taxonomy places the organism in Eukaryota, Metazoa, Chordata, Aves, Charadriiformes, Scolopacidae. Gene Ontology annotation, cellular component: cytoskeleton. Bases 1 to 2070 code for a protein of 689 amino acids. The record is from RefSeq and is a predicted model, not a curated record. The transcript is spliced from 12 exons.
AUGCUGCACCUCAAAGUCCAGUUUCUGGAUGACUCCCAGAAGAUCUUCGUAGUUGAUCAAAAAUCCUGCGGAAAAGGCUUGUUCAACCUCACCUGCAGCCACCUCAACCUGGUGGAGAAGGAAUACUUUGGGCUGGAGUUUUGCAGCCAGGCUGGGAACCAGGUCUGGUUGGAACCACUAAAACCCAUAACAAAGCAAGUCAAAAAUCCUAAGGAGGUUCUUUUCAAAUUUAUGGUGAAAUUUUUCCCAGUGGACCCUGGCCAUCUGAGAGAAGAGCUGACCAGGUACCUCUUCGCCCUCCAGAUCAAGAAGGACCUGGCGCUGGGGCGGCUGCCCUGCAGCGACAAGAGCGCGGCGCUGCUCGUCUCCCUCCUGCUGCAGUCCGAGCUGGGCGACUUCCACAAGGAGACGGACCAGCAGCACCUGGCGACGCACAGGUACCUGCCCAACCAGGAGUACCUGGACAACAAGAUCAUGCGCUACCACCAGAGACACGGUGGGAAGACGCCGGCCGAGUCAGACGUUCAGCUGCUGGACGUGGCCAGGAAGCUGGAGAUGUAUGGGAUCCGCCUGCACCCCGCCAGCGACGGCGAGGGGACGCAGAUCAACCUGGCUGUGACACACAUGGGAGUGCUGGUCCUGCGGGGCAACACAAAGAUCAACACAUUCAACUGGUCCAAAAUCCGCAAACUGAGUUUCAAGAGGAAGCAUUUUCUCAUCAAGCUCCAUGCAAACAUCUCUGCACUGUGCAAGGACACGCUGGAGUUCACCAUGGCCAGCCGGGACACCUGCAAGGCUUUCUGGAAGACGUGUGUGGAGUACCAUGCCUUCUUCAGGCUGUCUGAGGAGCCCAAGUCAAAGCCCAAAGCCCUUCUGUGCAGCAAAGGCUCCAGUUUCCGCUACAGCGGGAGGACACAGCGGCAGCUGCUGGAGCACGGGAGGAAGGCGAAGAUGAAGAGCCUGCCCUUUGAGAGGAAGGACUACGCAUCCCGCUAUGACAAGAGGCAGUGUCGCUCCUCCCCGGACCUCCUGACGGACGUCUCCAAGCAGGUGGAGGAGCUGCGCCUCGUCUACGGCAGCCGGGGGUCCUACCAUGCCAACGGGGUGCACGCCUCCGAGCCCACCCUGGACAGCCGGAGCUCCGCCGUGGAGGUAACGUUCACCACCGAGCUGGAGCGCUCCAAGCCUGAAGCGUCCCCUGCCUUCCUGCCCCACUCCAAGAGCUCCUCGGCCUUCCCCCUGCUCUACGCCGAGCUGGAGCUGGAGCGGGAGUGGGAACCUGCUGACCUUUUCAGCCCCAGGAACCCCUUAACCUCCUUCCGGCCCCACCACCAGUUGGCGGGGAGCAGUAAAAGCACCUCGGUGGGCAACAUGGGGGAGGUGAACCAGCGGCCGCUGGUCUACACGGACGUGCUGUGCCCCCCAACCAUGGCUGCCCCGGCCCCCCAUGUCUUCUUCUACCUGGACAAACCCCCACAGCCCCCAUGCCAGGCGCUGGCACCUGGUGAGGACUCAACCAGUGGACUCAGCCCCGUGGCUACUAAACCCCUCCAGCGCAGCCCAAGUGGGACCCAGGACAGGGAGUGCCACCAGGAGGCCAUGAGCGUGGCCAUGAGCUCCAGCGUGGCCCUGGCAGGGGACAGCAGGUCCCUGGCUCGUUCCUCCAACUAUAACCUCCAGGAGCAGCCUCCCAAGCGCUCUUGGAGCCAGUCGGACAUGAAGACCUUGCGCUUCCCCUACGGCUCCGAGUUCCGGCCGCUGGGGCCGUGCCCCACGCUGAGCAGCCGCAAAAUGGGUGUCCUCCAGCAGAUGGUGGGCCACCAAGGGCUGGGGCUGGGGCCACGGCGCUUAGCCCAACGCUACACGGGCAGCAGCACCGAGUCCAGCGACUCCGACCCCGACCUCCUGGCCACCGACUACGGCUCCCCGUACGGCCGGGCACUGAGGGCACCCAUGGCCCGGGUACGGCUGUCCUCUGGCAGCCUCCAGCUGGAUGAAGAGGAGGAGGAGGAGGUGGCCUUUGCCACCGGGGAGAGAACUUCCUGGGUGUCCUCCAAGUAUUUCACCUAGGUGCCUGGCACUGGCCCAAGGGAGCAGAGGUUGUCAGCACCGACCUAGGGCUGCAGAAGGUUGGCUCCUGCUUGCAGGGCUUCCUGCUUGCAGGCCGUUGGGAUGGGCUAGUGUUGUACGAGUGCCCUUAGCUAUUGAGGAUGUGCUGAUGGACA